Molecule: messenger RNA, 1140 nt
Organism: Caenorhabditis elegans
Lineage: Eukaryota; Metazoa; Nematoda; Chromadorea; Rhabditida; Rhabditidae
Gene: srw-140
Product: G-protein coupled receptors family 1 profile domain-containing protein
Exons: 4
Coding region: 1-1140 (379 amino acids)
Biological process (GO): signal transduction; G protein-coupled receptor signaling pathway
Cellular component (GO): membrane
Molecular function (GO): G protein-coupled receptor activity; G protein-coupled peptide receptor activity
Source: RefSeq, marked reviewed
AUGGCUCAACAAGACAUGUCGUUUUGUAGUCAAAUUGAGGUUUUUUAUCCAAAUAUUCAAACAUCAACGGCCCUGUUUCUAUGUCGGAUUGCUGAUGGAUUGGGAGCUUAUUACAACACAGUAUUCGAAAAUGAAUCUCGAGUAGCAGCUGUGAGCUUUUCAAUAAACCUAUUCCAUUUUAUAAUUCUCACCAGAAAACCGAUGAUAAACUCAUCUGUCAACAUCAUUAUGGCUGCAAUUGCAUUUUUCGAUAUUUGCACUUUAUUAUAUGAAAUGCAACUAAUUGUUCAAUCCAUUAUUUUUCUAUACACCCAUUGUUUCCAAUCAGGCUCAUAUGCAUGGGUUCUUUUUAACUUAGUGCUGGAAGCUCUGAGAGAUUAUUCACGACGUUGUUCCACUUGGCUCUGCUUAUCAAUAGCUUUACUUAGAAUUCUUGUCAUGAAAAAUCCUCUUAAUCAAAAGUAUAUGAGGCUGGUUAACCCUAUUGGAGCGUUUUAUGCAAUAUCUAUAAUGGUUUUAGUUAACGUUCCUAUCACUGUGUUUAAUUUGAUGAAAUAUACAAUUAAGGGAAUCAUACGAAAAAGCUUAUGCUUUCCAAAUGGAAGAGUAACAUAUUAUAUGGAUUUUGUCGAAGCGUUUACAAAUAAUGAUGGGGCUCUUCUUAAAGUCGCUACGACAAGCAAUGCAAUUAUGACGAAUAUUAUUCCAUGCUUUGUAUAUCCUAUUUUCACACUUUUUCUUGUGUCAGAACUCAAAAAAGUGAAUAAAAAUAGACAAAGCCUAUCAUCUACGAAGAACUCGACCGAAUCACAGAAGACAACUCGUUUAGUUCUACUCCUCACGGCAAUGUUUUUCAUUGCCGAGUUUCCACUUGGCGUGAGCACGUUUCUGACUUAUUUGUUUUAUGACAUUCAAGGAAUAUUUGUAAUUAUACGUUUCUGUGAGUUUUUGUUCAGCGUGAUUCUCUAUGCGAAUUUUUCAAGUCAUUUUAUCAUUUGUUUGUUAAUGUCCUCUCAAUAUAGAGAAUGCGCUAUGAAAUUUAUUUUUUGUGGAUUUUCUCCCAAAAAAGCUUUGACCAGACUGACGACAACUCAGAAUAACUCCCGGAGAUGGGCUACGGCUACAACAAAACUAUCAUAA